Molecule: messenger RNA, 1102 nt
Organism: Plectropomus leopardus (leopard coralgrouper)
Lineage: Eukaryota; Metazoa; Chordata; Actinopteri; Perciformes; Serranidae
Gene: lrrc18a
Product: leucine rich repeat containing 18a
Cellular component (GO): cytoplasm
Molecular function (GO): protein binding
Source: RefSeq, a predicted model, not a curated record
ACACAAACAGUGCAUUCCUGACCUUUCCUCUCCUCUUUGUCACCACAUAGACAGGAUUACCAGGGUGACAGACUUCAGGCUGAAUGGCUGUUUCACAGGAGCGAAAGCUGUUGGUGUGUUUCUAAAAACCGAAGACAAUCUCAUCACUUCACUAACGUCAACUCAGAAAAAAGAAGAUAAAAUAUGUACCAUGCCCAAAGGGCAGGGAGCCAAAGGGACAAAGGUGACCCUCAAGGUCGCCAAAAAGGCAAUACGGAUGACCCCAGAUGGACGACGUAGACUCACGCUUAGCAACAUGGGCAUAACCAUCUUCCCAAAGUGCCUCCUAAAACUGACCAAUGUGGACGAGUUGGACCUCAGCCGAAACCUGAUCCAGAAACUCCCAGAUAACAUCGGGAACUUCUCCGCUCUCAGAUGGCUGGAUCUACACAGCAACAAGCUGGAGUCUGUGCCUGAGUCCAUCGGCAACCUGGUGGGACUGACACACCUCAACCUCUCCAACAACCGGCUAAUCUGUGGGGGUUUACCCUCAACACUGGGUCUUCUCUCCAGCCUCAAGAGUCUCAAUCUGGGGAUGAAUCAGCUGGAUGAUCUGCCUCCCACUAUGAUGGCUCUAGAUAAUCUCCAGGAGUUAGGUCUGUUUGAUAACCUCUUCAUCAAUCUGCCAGAGUUUGUGAGAAGCCUACGCAACCUCACUAAGGUGAACAUUAGAAGAAAUCCUCUAUCGUGUGUUCAGUGGGAUGAUGAGGGGGUGCAGAAGGAAAAGGAAGACGUGUUCUUGGUACAUGAGUGCAGCCUGUGUAGGACAUGCCUCAAAAGAUGUAAAGAGCAGAGGGAGAGCCUUAGAAGAGGAAGAGGAGGAGGAGGAGGUGACAUGUUUGAGGAGAAAAAGAUAAGGACUUAUCAAGGUCUGAUGGUGCCAAACUCAGUGGCUGCAGUCAAUCAAGACGAGUGGAGAAUCAGAAAGGUGGAACACAAGUCAAUUAAAUGACCAAACAGCGUCACAAAAGUAAUCUUCACAAACUAAGCAACAAAUAGAAUAAAUGUCACUUUUAGGCAGCUCUAAAAACUGAAAUAAUAUUUGCAUAGCAUCAUACUAUAU